AUGGGAGCUAAUUCCAAGUCUGAAGGCGAAUGGCGUGCCAUCUUGUCUCCAGAGCAGUUUAGAAUCCUUCGUCAGAAGGGAACAGAAGCGCCCAACACAGGGAGCUAUAACCACCAUGACGCCCCGGGCGUGUAUGGCUGUGCUGGCUGCGGAACACCACUAUACAAGAGCACCACGAAGUUCAACAGUGGCUGCGGAUGGCCCGCUUUCUUUGAUGCGAUCCCUGGUGCUGUCAGUCGGCAUGAAGAUCGGUCGAUGUUUAUGACGAGGACAGAGAUUACCUGUACCGCAUGCGGUGGUCACCUUGGGCAUGUGUUCAAGGGAGAAGGAUUCGACACGCCAAUCGACGAACGACACUGCGUAAACUCCGUCUCGCUGAAAUUUAAGGAGGAGUAA
Suillus paluster is the source of this 396-nucleotide messenger RNA. RefSeq names its product methionine sulfoxide reductase. NCBI's taxonomy places the organism in Eukaryota, Fungi, Basidiomycota, Agaricomycetes, Boletales, Suillaceae. Gene Ontology annotation, molecular function: peptide-methionine (R)-S-oxide reductase activity. The record is from RefSeq and is a predicted model, not a curated record. Bases 1 to 396 code for a protein of 131 amino acids. Gene Ontology annotation, biological process: protein repair; response to oxidative stress. The transcript is spliced from 4 exons.